UGAUCUACUCUCAUCAUCUAAUUCGCUGGCAGUCGUAAUUAAUAAUUGACCUCUUAUCCCUUCCUGCUUCCCAAACCAAACCUUACACUUGGUGAAAACACAGACGAAAAACGCACAAUCCCAUGGCAAAACCUCAAAUUUUGUGCCUCCUCUGUCUCUCUCUCGUCUCACUUUCCUUCUCAUCGUCAAUUUCAACCUCAAACCCUAAAGUCCAAUCGAAAUCUGGGACCGGGGAAGCCCAUCAGGAGCUUAUUAAGUAUGGAUUCCCCAUAGGACUCCUUCCGACCGAUGUGCAGUCGUUAUCUCUUAAUCACACUUCCGGCCGCUUCUUGGUCAUGCUGGGGGACACAUGUCGCGUGACGCUGCCUCCCGAUAACUACCUAGCCACCUAUUCCAAGAAAAUUACUGGAAAAAUCGUGGAUAGUCGCAUCGCGGAAAUUGACGGGAUCAGGGUCAGGGCAUUCUUCAAAUGGUGGGGUAUCACCGGUAUCAGAUCGAAUGGUCAGGAUUUGGUCUUUGAGGUCGGUGUGCUCUCCGCCAAGUAUCCUUCCAAGAAUUUUGAUGAGGCUCCAGACUGCGAGGGCAGGCGCGCAUCUUCAUAAAGGUUAAUAAUAUCCACUGGACCUCCUGUCAACUGCUUCCGAGGGCUGUAUCACGCAUUCAACUGGAGCAGGCUGGACUCAAUGGAUAAGUUGGUUGUUAGUUUGUUUUGUAAAUACGUGAUGAUCCUUUAUGGAAAUUAAUACUUUAAGAUGCUAAACUCUUUAAUCGCAGACGGUCUUAGUCCUCUCUAUUUCAAGCAGCUUGUAAUUCAAAUCGAGGUAAAAUGUCCAGUUGGAGUUAAAUAAACUAAUGCCACGAUAACAGUGAAGCUGCUCUUAUUGUGGUUUUGGUGUAAAGAGUGGUAUGGUGUGAUAUAAUACUGCUGUUGUCUUACUGAUAUUUCCAACGGUGCUAGACGGACAGGGCCACGUUGGCCCUGUCGAGUGGCCUUAUCCGUGCAGGGGACUGAUGUGGCGCCCCCUUAUAGGUGCCACAUCGCACCCCUGUUCAAACAGGGUCACGUGGCCCUGUUCGAUCUGUAUUUUUC
This is a messenger RNA of Olea europaea var. sylvestris, 1090 nucleotides long. RefSeq lists its product as uncharacterized. The transcript is spliced from 2 exons. The record is from RefSeq and is a predicted model, not a curated record. Lineage: Eukaryota; Viridiplantae; Streptophyta; Magnoliopsida; Lamiales; Oleaceae. Bases 123 to 602 code for a protein of 159 amino acids.